CACUUGAAAGCACCCUCCCAGUGACUUACUUGUAAGAAGAAAUUUAAUGCUGAACACAUGUGGAAGCUUUGCACUCAGUGGCUGGGUAGUAUGAUUGGUGGUUUUACAACAAUAUUUCCUCAUUGUUGCAAAAAUGAGCUGAGUACCUAAAAAAGGAAGCAAGUACGAGCAGUCUGACUUUUCUUCAAUCAUCUUACCAGAGUUUUGCUUUUAAGCUGUCAGCACCACAUUUGUGUCAUAAAAGAAAUUUGAGGAACAAAGAAUGGGAUCAGGUGGCUCCAAAUCAAUGCCAACCACUGAAAAACCACAGAGUACAGCAGCAUCUCCAUCCUGUGAUACUAUAACAGCAGAAUCUCCAUCCUGUGAUACUAUAAAUUGCCCAACUCCUAAAAAUGAUCUCUAUGAAAUAUAUCCCUACUUACUUGUGGCAUUUUUUGUUGGGGUUCUUCUGACACUUCUGGUCACUGUUAUUGUCUGCUUCAUCAGGAAGAACUGUUCCAAAGACCCAACCAGGAGCUCCCAGCAGAUUUCCCAGACCUCAGACCCUUGCCACAAGGGUUGCUCCACCACUGAGGAAGCCCUUACCUAUGUGGACACGUCUCUCCAAGACUCAGAAGAAAAAGUCUACUUUGCCCAGCACCAGGAUGGAGAUUCAGAUUCCAUUGUCUAUGCAAAAAUCAAAGUGCAAACCUGAACCAGCCUUCCUAGCAAUGGAAGUGAGGAGAUACACUAGAGCUGAUGGCUUUAGCCCUGGACUGUUUCUCUUACAGAUUUUAGUCCCUUUCAUUCUGUGAAUCCCAACAAUUCCUGUAUAGUUAUGACAUAUUUAAAUACUUAAUCUAAUAAUUUCAAAAGCUGCUAGACAAAGCAUUCUCUAGCCAUGGAAGGGAUUGCUGAUUCUCUGGUUCUGACUCCAUCUGUAAGACCAUGGAAAGUAGGGACUGUGUCUCUUAUGUAGACUGCUAUAGCUAUAAACAGCAUAUAAAGCUCUGUGAGCUCAAUUAAUCCUUUAAAAUAACUUUGGAGGAGCAGCUGGGAAAUUCCAAAUAAAGAAACCUGGUACAA
Antechinus flavipes (yellow-footed antechinus) is the source of this 1065-nucleotide messenger RNA. Its product is annotated as transmembrane protein C1orf162 homolog. The transcript has 7 exons. The record is from RefSeq and is a predicted model, not a curated record. The coding region runs from base 263 to 694 and encodes 143 amino acids. NCBI's taxonomy places the organism in Eukaryota, Metazoa, Chordata, Mammalia, Dasyuromorphia, Dasyuridae.